This is a messenger RNA of Tribolium madens (black flour beetle), 598 nucleotides long. RefSeq lists its product as uncharacterized. NCBI's taxonomy places the organism in Eukaryota, Metazoa, Arthropoda, Insecta, Coleoptera, Tenebrionidae. The transcript is spliced from 3 exons. The record is from RefSeq and is a predicted model, not a curated record. The coding region runs from base 110 to 574 and encodes 154 amino acids.
CCCAUCAUUGUUGGUUGUCCUAAUUAAACCCAAGUUUGAGAAAAUAAAAUGAAAAUUCUCUCUCGGAAUCUCAGUUGUGCGUAAACUCUCGAUUCAAACACCCACAAGAAUGCGGACCGGGGUUUUGGUCUGUUUUCUCAUUUUUAUUUCCAUUGAGCGAGUGUCGGCGACUUUUUGUUACAUUUCGGAGAUUUACAUUAGUCCAAAAAGUGAGGUUUUCAAUCGGACUCACGAGAUAAAAAAUUGCCGGGAACAGGGGAGGGGGAUACUCCCCGUAGGGAUUCCCCUACCGGAUGAUAAGGAAAUUAGUUGUUUUAAGAUAGUUGGCACAGACCCUCAUGGCAAUUCUGUGGACAUCAAAGGUUGUAUUCCGACCGGAAAUUGCGAUAUUUUGAAACAAUCUCUAAUCAACGGUUUCAAAAUGAUGGAAAACAGAAUAAUUCACUUGGCUGAUGACACGAAAUGUUUCGAAUGUGAGGGAAAUAACUGCAACAAAGUUGCUAUAAUUAGUGCGUCUGGAUUUGUCAUCGCUUUUUUAUUUUUUAUAAACAGUUAUGUAAUAUUUAUUGGGUGAAUUUCGAAUAAACUAUUUUCGAUU